AUGCUCUCGACCAAGAAACUGCUCGCGCUACUCACUGGUCUCCUGCUUUCCUCUCGAGCGACGCCUUUGACUACUGGACCCAGUGAUGAUGUGGCCACGCCGCUCCAAGAGACAGCCACUCCACGGACCAGGGGCACCAACCUAUUGCGCGUUGCCACAAGUCUCGAUACCGGUCAUCACGACGACGACGACGACAGACGUGCCCAAGAAGAAAGGAGACUUACUUUACAGGAUCUGAUGGCGUUCGAUGACAUCACUAACGAAGUCAAGGCCGGAGUCAUGAGGAACAUCAAUAAGUUCGUGGGAUACAGGGAGGCAGACAUGGAAGUGCUCGACUUAAGUGAUGAAGAGGAGAAAAAAAGAGUGAGCCUUCUGCAAGUGAUGGCUUACUGUGACCUCUACGAAGUGUAUUUGACGCACAGUCAGGCUUUUGAUCGCAAGGCACUGAACAGGCUAAAGCACUUGAACACGUAG
Hyaloperonospora brassicae is the source of this 474-nucleotide messenger RNA. NCBI's taxonomy places the organism in Eukaryota, Oomycota, Peronosporomycetes, Peronosporales, Peronosporaceae. The record is from the annotation of a GenBank genome assembly.